This is a messenger RNA of Ilex paraguariensis (yerba mate), 975 nucleotides long. The record is from the annotation of a GenBank genome assembly. NCBI's taxonomy places the organism in Eukaryota, Viridiplantae, Streptophyta, Magnoliopsida, Aquifoliales, Aquifoliaceae.
AUGAAGAUCCAGUGCGACGUCUGUAACAAAGACGAAGCAUCGGUGUUUUGUUCAGCUGAUGAGGCUGCUCUGUGCGACGCCUGUGACCACCGAGUCCACCAUGCCAACAAGCUUGCAAGCAAGCACCCACGCUUCUCUCUCCUCCACCCUUCCCCUAAACAAGUACCCCUUUGUGACAUUUGUCAGGAGAGAAAGGCCUUCUUGUUUUGUCAACAGGACAGGGCAAUACUAUGCAGAGAGUGUGAUAUUCCAAUACACAAUGCUAACGAGCACACCCAAAAGCACAACAGGUUCCUUCUCACCGGUGUCAAACUCUCAGCAACCUCGGCUCUAUAUUCACCACCACCACCACCACCACCAUCUUCAUCAUCCUCUGCCAACUCUCUCACUAAUGGUUGUGAUGUUGUUCCUACUAUGAAGUCUCAGAACGUGAUCAAUAAGCCUAUUUCUGUUUCCCCCACAAUUUCAAAUCCACCACCACCACUGCCACCAAUUGGUGACAAAGGUGGUGGACUAGAUCAGAUGAAUAGUGAAGAAGGAGGGGGUAAAGCUGAGACAAGUAGCAUCUCUGAGUACUUGAUAGAGAUGCUUCCCGGGUGGCAUGUGGAAGACUUUCUUGAUUCCUCUUGCAGCCCCUAUGGUUUCUCUAAGACUAUGGAUGAUGAUGUAUUGCCAUUUUGGGAUGCCAAUCUUGUGAGCAAUCUGAGUCCUUUCUCCUCAGAAAAUAGGGGCAUCUGGGUCCCUCAAGCUCCGCAACCUCUACAGCCUUCUCACUCAUACCCUCCUUCAAACAUCCCCUUUGGUGGGCAAAUUGGGUCCAAGGAGUUCAAGGAAGCUGCACACAUCAAAUCUAGCAGAAAGUGGAGCACUGAAGAUAAUUGCUUUACUGUUCCACAGAUCACCCCACUAUCCACUGCCCCCAAGAGAGCUAGGACUUUUUUUGUAGGACAUCAAAUCAAGGGUUCAAAUCGGUAA